UCGCCUGGUAACAGAGAAAGCGUCGCUAGGAAGUGAAUAGUGCGAUGAGUUCGCGGCAAAAAAAUAGCUUUUUUGAGGCAAUCUACGGCGAAAGUUUACGAAUACCGGAACGGGAGUACAGUUUAUCUGUGAGAAGAAGGGAGUAACGUUGUCUAAUUUAUCACAAUUAUGCGUCGUCGCGUGCUAGCUAGCUCAUUCACAUCUCGUGGCAUGAGAGAUAAAACAAGAUUAAGUUAGCAAGCUAGCUAGCCAGCAGCUAGCUAGCUUAGUAGUCAUAGUCAAUUACGCACCCCAGCAGGACAGGAGAAGGUGGUUGACAGUUGAAGAAUAACACUACCCUAAUCUGCUCAUAUGGGUUGGGGACCUGGGUGGUAGGCCCUGCUUGCUUCCACAGCCAGGUUGUUCUGACACAAACAUGGGRAAACUUCAGAGCAAGUUCCGACGGUCGCGCUCUGAACUGUACAGGGCGACCAAAGGUAAUGGCGAGGAUGCUGCUGUCAGUCAAGUGAUACAGUAUGAACCCGCCCACCGUGAUGCCGUCAACUGUGUCACCARCCUGACCUCAGACCUUUGUGUGUCUGGGGGAGGUGACAUGGCAGUGGUUGUGUAUGACUGGAGAGGAGGGAAGUUAUGUCAGUCAUUCCAGGGUCACAACAGAGAGGUUACCAAGGUGGAGUGUUUUCCUGGCAGCACCUGGAUCUUCAGUGCGUCUCGAGACAAGACUGUUAUGAUGUGGGACCUCAACCAGGGGGACGAGCCCAUCCAGGAGUUCUGUGGCCAUGAGCUGGUGGUCAACGGGCUGGCCGUCAGUCCAGAUGGGUCGAGGCUGUGCACUGGUUCCCGUGACAACUCCAUGUGCCUCUGGGACAUUGAGUCUGGCGAGCGUGUGCAUAAGAACACAGUCUCCAGAAACCUGGUUACUCAUGUGUGCUGGGUACCUGAGAGCAGCUCCAUCGUUCAGACAUCCGAGGAUAAAACCAUCAGGGUGUGGGACAGUCGUACCUGGCAGGUCACUAACACGUUCCCAGCCAAGCAAUACAUCCAGACACACUGUGACAUCAGCGCCAACGGUAACCACCUCCUGUCCAGCAGCAAUGGCUUCGGAGGCCAAGGCUGUGAGGCUACGCUUUGGGACCUCAGGCAGCCUGGCUGUAAGGUGGUGGAGUACCGGGGCCACCGUGAGACCACCGCUUGCUGUGUGUUCCUGCCCUCCAGCCCCGGGGGCCCUGCGCUCGUAGCGUCCUCCUCUCAUGACUGCUCAGUCAAAAUCUGGGAUCAAAACACUGCAGCCUGUCUGACCACUCUGACCCUGGAUGGAUCAGGUCCUUUGGUGUCUUUGGCCCCAAGUGACUCCAGCAGUCUGCUGUGUGCCAGCUUUAACACAGGGCUCCACGUACUCCACCAUCACACGGAUGGGCUGGACCUAAAGGAGGUGGCGCGCUUCUGAUAAGGGCACAGGACCGGUGCCGGCACGGUAACCCGAAACCCCAAAUCACCUACACUGUGGGCCACACAGACCUCCAAGCCAGCGAGGCCCUUUAAGUCAGAUGGACCUGAUCAGGAGACACCAUCCCUGGGUCAACUGAUGGGAGAAGACCCCUGCGAGUCAUUCUAAAAUCAGGGAGAGCCCUACGACAUUGUACUCAGAGCAUCAGGCGAGGCCCAACUGCUUUGGGAUGUCUUGGUACAACAGAAAUGUUUUGGAUGUUUGGAGACUAAGUGGAUAGUGAUAGCUUUAGCAAGUACAAUUAGCCAAAUUGCUAACUGUAAGUAGACAAUUGUGGAAUUGUUAAUCUGAUAGUUUAGGAAAAACUGUAACCACUAUAAAAUAGAGCAGGCAAAUAAAUCAUGAAUCGUUUAGAGCAGGGGUGUAUUCACUAGGAACCAAAYGGGCCCAAAAYGUGGAGGGACUAAACUGAACUUGUCCAAUAAGUGCAAAUGUUCAUUGCAAAAUAUUCAGUUGCAAAACACAUUUUGCUACAGUUUACUACGGUGUGCACUAAUGAAUACACCCCAGUCGUGUCCUACUCUAAUAAAGUGUCUACUUCAGACCGGACUAGGGUGAAACUUCACAGGAGGAGAUUGACACUUACGUUCUUACGACAGUUUAUUUGAAAUGGCUUCACGACCCCAUUUUAAUCAUACAAUAACAAAUUUAUGCCACAUUUUAUCAGAUGCUUUUAUCCAAAAUGAUGACUUAGUCAUGCAUGCAUUUAAUUUUUUUUAUUUUUUUUUUACGUAUGAGUGGUGCCAGGAAUCGAACCCACUACCCUGGUGUUGCAAGCAUCAUACUCUACCAGCUGAGCUACAGCGCAACUCGGCAGUGCUAAUGUCGACCCAGGUUGUGAUACUCGACUUCUGUGACAUACUCCGUUAUUAUGCUGGCAAAAAUGUAACUUAUGGAAUGCAAUGUAUUUGUAUUAAACUGACUGAGAUACUGCCACACUGUAGGUCAGCGUUUGCCAAACUAGGGGUCGCGACCCCAURURGGGUCACCAGUUUUGAAAAUAGGGGUUUCGAGAGAAACUCUGGA
Messenger RNA from Salvelinus sp. IW2-2015, 2533 nucleotides. It is a transcript of the gene wdr31, whose product is annotated as WD repeat domain 31. Gene Ontology annotation, molecular function: protein binding. The record is from RefSeq and is a predicted model, not a curated record. Lineage: Eukaryota; Metazoa; Chordata; Actinopteri; Salmoniformes; Salmonidae.